ACUUCUGUUCCGCCUCCAUCCGGUUCACAUCACUUCCCCGGACUAUUCCCCUGCUCGAGCCUGACAUGGUGUGUGUGUCUCGGGAUCUAGCUGUGCUCACAGCCGGCGUCCUUCUGCUGGUACUGGGGACCUUCCUGGUGUCGGCGGAGGAAGGACUAGGCCGGGGUUUCGGGGAUCACAUUCACUGGAGAACACUUGAAGAUGGAAAACUUGAGGCUGCAAACAGUGGGUUACCAAUCCUGGUUCUGAUCCAUAAGACCUGGUGUGGAGCUUGUAAAGCAUUAAAGCCUAAAUUUGCAGAGUCCAAAGAAAUUUCGGAAUUGUCACAUAACUUUGUGAUGGUCAACGUAGAGGACGAAGAGGAGCCAAAAGAUGAAGCUUUUAGCCCAGACGGUGGCUACAUUCCUAGAAUAGUUUUUCUGGACCCCAGUGGUACUGUUCGUCCAGAGAUAAUAAACACCGCUGGAAACCCAAGUUACAAGUAUUUCUACAGUACUGCUGAACAUGUUGUCCAGGGAAUGAAGGAUGCUCAGGAGAAACUCACCGGGGACUCCUUUAGAAAACGAAUGGACGAAUUAUAACCAUUAAGUUCUGCUGCGAUGGGGGCUACUAA
Pelobates fuscus (common spadefoot toad) is the source of this 613-nucleotide messenger RNA. RefSeq names its product thioredoxin domain containing 12 (gene TXNDC12). Gene Ontology annotation, cellular component: endoplasmic reticulum. Lineage: Eukaryota; Metazoa; Chordata; Amphibia; Anura; Pelobatidae. The record is from RefSeq and is a predicted model, not a curated record. The coding region runs from base 66 to 581 and encodes 171 amino acids. The transcript is spliced from 7 exons.